CGCGACCGAGCCUCAUCUUGAUCGCGCCAGCCUUGCAACAUCGAGUCCACCUGAAGUGCCGGAGGAAGGGUACAUCACGCUGGUUCGGCUUCUGUCAAGUCUGCAAUCUGCGUAGAGAAGCGCGCUAACCUGCAUCUCCUCAUACCCUCAAGCUACAAGUUGCUCCAAGAUGAGUUCGCGAUCGAAUUCGGAGGGAGAAGUAGUCGAACACGACAAGGCAACUACGGCACGGCCUCACUCCAGGAACACCAGCGUUGACCGUCAUCCCAGACCCCACGCAUCAGUUUCGACAUCCCCCAGGGCUUCGUAUGAGGAUGGCCCGCCACGUCACCGCUCCCGCUCUCCCUACAGGCGCCGCUCCCCUCGAGGGGAAAAGCGUCGCCGGGACGACGACUUUUACGGCGAUCGGGACCGACAUGACUCUCGACGAUUCAGAGCCCGUUACGAAGACAAGCGCCCGUACGCCGAUGACCGCCGAAGUCGAGUUUCCUAUGCCGACUUGGACCGCGGAGACAAUUCUAGAAACUCUUCCAGGUAUGACAAUGUCCAUGGUCGUGAGCGCGACUACGAACGCGAUCGCUACAGGGCGCGCUCUUCUCGAAGCCGCUCGCCACCGCGCGCAUACGCAAGACCGGGAGACGACAGAUCACGUCGCAACGGGAGACACGCUCCUGCCGACAGAGAAGAUCGGCACCAGCAAGGGCGCGACAAGGGUAUAGACAGACGCUCGAGAGGGCAUGGAGAGAGCUAUCGACCUGAUGCUGGGAAUGAACGUCGCAUGUCUGCGCAAGGAGCUGACACGCAUGGGGACGGUACGCAGCAGGAUACUGUGAUGAAGGACGCGCAAUCGGGAGCGGCAAGGCCUACGGAAGGACGAGAAGAUCAAGCUUUUGGCGAGACGGAGCCUGUCGACGAGGCGGCACUCAUUGAGGAACGUCGUAAGCGACGCGAAGCCAUCAAGGCCAAAUACAAGGGUCAAUCCACGCCGCUUCUCGUUCAAGCAUUGCAACUUGGAAGCGAUUCGGCACCAUCAACUCCUCGUGAUGAGGUUUCUAAUAUUCGCGAGGAACGCUCAGUUUCGCCCAUGGUGACUUCACCGAGUACGCCUCAGAAUGGUUCGGUUCCGGCUUCACCACCAGCUUUUGCUGUUCAGGACGAUGAGGAACUUGCGAACCGCAAGCGCGCUGAAGGCAUCGUUACAAAUGCAGAUGAACCCUCGGCAGCUGACUAUGACCCAACGGCAGACAUGCAAGAAGACAGAGUUCGGGUCGGGCAGCGCCACAGUCUCACAGAGCCAUCAGCAACGGAGGUCGAAUCGGACAAACAGCAUGCCCCUGUAUCCGAGUCUAAAGAGGAUGAGUCGGCUCCGGUGAAGAAGCCAAAAGAUGAGUUCGACAUGUUUGCCGAAGAUGACGAUGACGAUAUGUUUGCCCCAGAGCCUGCCACCAAGGUUACUGCCCCCGAGGGAUCUGGAACAUCCAAAGCCCCGCUGGUGAAGAAGUUGGACAGCAGUAUGCUCGAUGUCUGGGACGACCCUCAAGGCUACUAUAAAGUCAUCCUCAACGAGCUCCUCGAUGAUCGGUACGAGGUUCAGGCGCGCCUUGGCAAGGGUGUCUUUUCAGAAGUUGUUCGAGCGAAAGACAUUAAAACGGGAGACCUGGUUGCAAUCAAGAUCAUCCGCAAUGACGAGAUACUGCGCAAAGCUGGUGUCCGGGAAAUCGAGAUGCUGGAGAAGCUGAUUGAAAACGACCCAGAGGACAGAAGACAUGUCAUUCGCCUCCAGAGACAGUUUGACCACAAGCAUCAUCUAUGCAUGGUUUUCGAGCACCUUAGCAUCAACCUUCGAGAAGUCCUGAAGAAAUUUGGUCGGGACGUAGGGCUUCAUCUGAAAGCCGUCAGAUCAUAUGCCCAGCAAAUGUUCAUCGCCCUGAGUCUAUUCCGGAAGUGUAACAUUGUUCAUGCGGAUAUCAAGCCAGACAACAUGUUGGUCAACGAGAAUCGUACAACCCUCAAAAUCUGCGAUCUCGGUUCUGCCACCGACAUCUCCGAGUGCGAGGUUCCUGCUGGCUUGCUUGUGAGUCGGUUCUAUCGCGCCCCAGAGGUUAUGUUAGGCAUACCUCAUGACUACGGUAUUGAUACAUGGGCCAUUGGUUGCACCUUGUUCGAGCUCUAUACCGGCAAGAUACUCUUUACUGGCCGGGAUAACAACCAGAUGCUCCGGUCCAUCCAAGAGUGUCGCGGUAGGGUCAGUGUGAAACUACUGAAGAAAGGCUGGGCCGAGUACGUCUACGAACACUUUGAUGAGAAUCUCGCCCUGUUCAGGAGCGUCGAACCCGACAAGAUCACUGGAAAAGACGUCACCCGCAUGAUCAACAUUGUUAAGCCGUCGCGCGACCUGAAGACUCGUUUGAUUGGCAGCACCAAGGGUCUUAGUGAGGCCGAGCUCAAGGAGAUCAAUCUCUUCUACGAUCUCUUAGACAAGUGUCUUGCGCUCAACCCGGAAAAGCGCAUCACGCCGACCGAUGCUCUGAAGCACCCGUUCAUCCACCGUACAAAGAUCUGAGAGACGCUCUUCCUUAUCCACGGCUCAGCACGCUCCUUUCUCCAAUUACCUCCAUCGUCUGAGCCCGAGAGACGGCAGUAUCAAUAUGAUAGGACGAUAAUGAAUGUUCCGGUAGGGUUGGGUUGGGUUGGGGUUUGGCGUAGGCAACCAAUCGACGAGGACAUAAGUAGAUUACAUACAGAUCGCAGCUCAACAUCAUUAGGAUGGCCGCCGCAUUCUUGCUUGGAGCAGUAGUUAUCGUCUGGCUAUUCUCAAUUGUAUAUCACUAUCUGGAUUGACC
Messenger RNA from Aplosporella prunicola CBS 121167, 2843 nucleotides. RefSeq lists its product as uncharacterized. NCBI's taxonomy places the organism in Eukaryota, Fungi, Ascomycota, Dothideomycetes, Botryosphaeriales, Aplosporellaceae. Gene Ontology annotation, biological process: mRNA cis splicing, via spliceosome; peptidyl-serine phosphorylation; peptidyl-threonine phosphorylation. The record is from RefSeq and is a predicted model, not a curated record. Bases 170 to 2563 code for a protein of 797 amino acids. The transcript has 4 exons. Gene Ontology annotation, molecular function: ATP binding; protein serine/threonine kinase activity.